Messenger RNA from Austrofundulus limnaeus, 960 nucleotides. RefSeq names its product olfactory receptor 2AT4-like. Lineage: Eukaryota; Metazoa; Chordata; Actinopteri; Cyprinodontiformes; Rivulidae. Gene Ontology annotation, molecular function: G protein-coupled receptor activity; olfactory receptor activity. Gene Ontology annotation, cellular component: plasma membrane. Gene Ontology annotation, biological process: G protein-coupled receptor signaling pathway. The record is from RefSeq and is a predicted model, not a curated record. The transcript has a single exon. The coding region runs from base 1 to 960 and encodes 319 amino acids.
AUGAUGAACACUAACGUGACGAAUAUAAAGGAUUUUUUCAUCCUUGGAUUCCCUGGACUUCUGCCACAGUAUUACGGGCCUGUCUCAGCUCUGCUUUUUCUGCUUUACUUGGCUAUAGCUGCAGGAAAUAUUUUUAUUUUAGUGUUUGUCAGAUCUGAACGGUCUCUUCACAAACCAACGUAUGAUAUUUUCUGUCAUUUGGCAUUAAGUGAUUUCAUGUUUGGGACUGUAACUCUACCAAAGAUCAUAUCAAAAUACUGGUUUAAUGACAGCAUUAUUUCAUUUUACAGCUGUUUUGCACAAAUGUACUUUGUUYACCUUUUAGGUGCGGCUCAUUCUUUCAUUCUAAUGGUGAUGGCUCUUGAUCGGUUUACUGCAAUCUGUGCUCCGCUGCGUUACACCUCACUUUUCACCAAUAACACAGUUUCUGUGCUGUGUGGAGUCUCAUGGCUUCUACCAAUGUCUUUUAUGUUUGGUGUUGUUUUUGAUGCUUUGAGACUUCCAUUUUGUAACUCAAACAUAAUUGUUCAGUGCUACUGUGAUCAUUUAUCAAUAAUAAGCCUUGGAUGUGAAAACGUACAAGAGGUCACAGUUGUGGCAUUCAGUAUUGCCAUGUUUAGUCAGAUGUUACCUCUGAGUUUUAUUAUUUUAACUUAUUGUGUUAUCAUUGUUGUCGUUUUGAGAAUUUCCUCCUCUGAAAGUCGCAUUAGGACUCUGUCCACCUGCACACCACAACUUAUCAUCACAUGUCUUUAUUUUCUGCCACGAAGUUUUGUGUACUUGGCCAAUUUUGUGGGCUACACGUUCAGCAUUUCAGUUCGAACUGUUGUGAUAAUGAUGUACAGUCUUUUACCUGCUGCUGUGAAUCCACUAAUUUACUUCUUUAAGACAAAAGACAUCAAAGAAAAGCUGAAAAUAAAGCUAUUGCUAAGAAAAAUAGCUUUUACUUCCAAAAUCUAA